CUUAAACCUAAACCAGGGUUUCCCCAAACUCGGUCCCCCAAGGGCAGCACGUUUUGUUUUUAGCACGACACAGAUGAGUCAAAUAAUCAACUAAUCGUCAAGCUUUGAUCAUUUGAAUCAGCUGUGUAGAGUUAGGGCAAAAAGUCCCGAGUUUGGUAGACGCUGCACUAAUAGUAACCACUUAAUUUAACCAAUUUAAAUGUAAACUUCAUUGGGGUGACGUCAGAGUUUGACGUCCCUAAGGAUGCCGUAUUGCAAGGACCUAUCUCACCAAGACAACACGUCGGAAUCAACACAUUUAUAGGGAAGGAAACGCUAGACAGACUGUAAAAAGGUAUUAGUCAUGGAGGUUACAGAAAAGGUGAUGCCCAAAAACGCCCAGCUGCUAUCUCUUGGCCACAAUGACACUUGUCGCCUCUUGGAGGUCUAUGUGAAGCGCAGCAUCAGUUUAAAUUAUGGGACAUGUGAGGACCAGAGGUCACCAACAACGCCUCAGAAGUGGGUGACACUGCCAGAGAAAUGCAUAAGAGUCCGUCGGCAUUCUAGUGACGCCUUGAUCACCUUGGAGCCCAGCACACCUGACGAGGGCAUUGCCAGUAGCACACCACCUAAUGAGGAAGUUGUUUUACCAAAUGUGUCUCUAGUAGAAAUCCCUGAGCCUGCUGACAUUCCUGACAUUGAGACAUCUACUGAACUGGAGAACAAGUCUAAAAAGGGCAAGAAGAAGAGCAAAAAUACCUCUUUCUGGAAAGGUUUUCUGGGUUUUUUCUCGACGAAGGGGAGUGACAAGAAAGACGAGCAGGAGUCUGGUACAGAGAAAGAUGGACAGUCACAAGGAACCUUGCAGAAAAAGAAAUCCAUAAGGCAAAGUAACUCCACGAGGAGACUAUCUCUGAGAAAAAUCAAGAUUGACAGCCACAGAGGGUCUGUGAAGAGACCAUUGGCUUUGGACAGGGCCAAGACCACUGACAUAACUGGAGUUGAAUCGGUUUUGAGUGUGGGGCCUACUGACUCGUACUAUGAGAAAGUUUCAGAAGAGCUGGAGAAGAUUGUGCAUGAGGUGAAAGAGACAGAGACGGCUCUUACAGAUGAGGACGUCAUCAAAAGGAUAAUUGUUCUCAUGAAGCAGCAAGGAGACCUCAUUGAUAGCAAGCUGAAGGAGAACCCCAGCUUGAGCUCAUUCUUCCAGAAGCUGUCCUAUAGCACCUUCCAGCAGUUAGCUGAUACGUACGUGGAGACAGAGACACCUACAAGCCAGAGCCGCCAUGCACCACACACUGCUGGAUCUGGGCCCGACAACGCCCCGGAGCUGGUCAAGCUUGCCUUCACUCUGGACUUCACAGCCAGAGUAGCCUGUCUCUCCAGGCAUUCCAAAGGCCACAUCAUGGGCCUGGGCCACCGCUACUUAGAAGACCGCUUCACCCAGACACAGGUAACAACACCAGAGGUUAAUCCAGAUCAGACGUUGCAUAACUAUGAUGAUCAUAAUCAUUGAUACGUCACGUGCAAAAAAAGACUGCAGGGGAAACCGAACAUUCUUCGUGGUGUAAAAGCACAUGGAGUGCUCCUCGAUUCCUUGUGACACAAAUGGAAUAGAUUACUUAAAGAUGACUGAAAAUGCAACCCAGAGGCAAGUCACGAGGGGAACAUCACACACAACACUUAUAGUAGGCCUUGUACCUGUAAAUCUACACUAGGGCAAUCUGUGUAAUUACUAUGUUUACAGGUUAGUAAGUAAUGGAAAUGCAAUAUGGAGUUCUUACCACUUUUGGUACACUCUGUAUUUACCUAAAUUAUAAAAUGUAAUAUGCCAUUUAGCAGGCACUUUUAUCCAGAGCAACUAAUCAUGUGUACAUACAUUUUACGGGAAUUGAACCCGCUAUGCUGGCAUUGCAGACGCCAUGUUCUACCAACCUACGCCACAGAGGACCACUAGUGAUAGUAAGUACUAUGUACUGUAACUGCAUUCACUAACUACCCUGCUACAAGGUACAGGUACAUAGGUUAUUCCUCAUUCUUAAUCCUGGUUCUGGGGACACAAAGGUGUGCAUAUUUUAGUUUUUGCCCUAGCUCUACACACCUGAUUCCACGAUGAGUAAUCUAGGUGUGUUAGCUGGGGCUGGGACAAAACUGUGACAUCAAUCAGGCCCUUGAGGACUAGAAUUGCCCACCCCUGUAGGGUAAUGCCCUGUUUCUGGAAAUUAUACUUAUGACCCCUGUACCUUUCACCUGAAAGAAUAAGAAAAUCAAGCUAUUGAACAGAACUUUAUGUAGCAAUAUUUCUAGGAAGUAUAAUAAACAAAUUAUACUAAACAAAUAUAAAAAUGCAACAAUUUCAACAGUUUUACUUAGAGUUCAUAUAAGGAAAUUAGCAAAUGUGUAUUUACACUUUUUUUGAGUACAAUCUUUAGUUUCAUUGUUUUUUCUGUUUUUUCAGUCAAAGGAUGAACUACUAAUAAAAAAUGUGCAAUUUUAUA
Messenger RNA from Salvelinus fontinalis (brook trout), 2477 nucleotides. RefSeq lists its product as uncharacterized. Bases 344 to 1495 code for a protein of 383 amino acids. NCBI's taxonomy places the organism in Eukaryota, Metazoa, Chordata, Actinopteri, Salmoniformes, Salmonidae. The record is from RefSeq and is a predicted model, not a curated record. The transcript has 6 exons.